Tinamus guttatus (white-throated tinamou) is the source of this 1407-nucleotide messenger RNA. The record is from RefSeq and is a predicted model, not a curated record. Lineage: Eukaryota; Metazoa; Chordata; Aves; Tinamiformes; Tinamidae.
AUGAAGAGCCUGCUUUUCCUCCUGAGCUGUCUGCAGCUCCUUGGUGCCGCCGCCGCGGACUACAAACAGUGGCUGCCAAACACCAACUUCGAAACCGCUGCCAACUGGGAGGAAGGCAGAGUCCCGUGUGCCAGCGACACGAUUCAUUUUGAGUGGGACAAGGUCAUCUCAGUGUUCGUCAAAUCUCACCAUGCCGUGAAGGAUAUGUACCUUCCGCUGAACGGCGAAUUCAUCCUGGCAUCUGGGGCCGGAUUUGCAGCUUUUGACGGCAGCUGGGAUCCAGGAUGUGACUCAGGCUCAGCCGCCCGGUUCGGGGACGCUGAGGGGCUCUCCUGGUUCAACCCGGCGCUGUGGCAGCCCCUGCAGCAGGGCGGGCGCCUCUUUGCAGUGGAUGAGGAGCGCGUCCCGUGCCGGUACGACGAUGUUAUCUUUGAGCCCGAAACCUCCUUCCGGGUAAACGUCGACUCAUCGCGUGGCGUGAUUCAUCUCCGGAGCGUCUCUCUCAUGGGUCAGACGUUCACCAGCACCGCUGCGUUGGCCCAGUACCUGCAGGGCCCCUCGGCGCUGCUCCAGUUCCACGGCAACAGCACCUUCCAGGUGACGGGCACCGCGUGUCCGGACAAGUCCGGCUGUGUCUGCGGGAACGCCCAGAAUGGCCACCGCAUCUGUGCGGGGAGACGGUGCCCUGAGGCGGCGUGUCCGAGCCCACUGCGGCCCCUCGGCCACUGCUGCGAGGUCUGUGGAGCCAUGGUUUACCUGGAGUUCACUCCCGACUUCGACCUGCAGCAGUAUCGGGACAGGCUCGUCCAAACCUUCCUGAGCCUGCCCCAGUACGCUGGAGUUCAGAUGGCGAUAUCCAAGGUGCACGAAGCACAGCCCUUCCUGGGGAUGGCACUGCGCAGCUCCGCUCCUGUCAUCCAGAUCGUGCUCGUGGAGGAGCAGGGCGGCUCGGGGACGGGCGCCGCUGCUGGGCAGAUGGCUGCGGACAUCCUGGGUGACAUCGCGCAGCACGGUGAAGCACUUGGCAUCUCCAGUGGCAGAAUGGAGGUGGCCAGUGGCACUGGCAGCAUUUUCAGUGGUCAAACAGGAAUCAGCACAUGGAGGAGGGUGUUAACGGAGACGGUUUUGGGCCUGCUCUGUGGUCUCCUGCUGCUCGGAGGGGUGCUCUUUCUCUACAGGAGGGGAACGCUAAGGCUGUGGGCCGUGCGCGUCCCCUGGCCGUGGGGCAGAGCGCAGGGCCCGGCAGGGCUGGAGCCAGCAAGCAGCAAAGGGUUUGAGAACCCCAUGUUCGACGUGCCCCCCCCGGGCGCUGCCGCCCGCAAGGACGCGCGGCGGGAGGCGGCGCUCCCGGACACACAGGUCUUCUACCUGAACCCGCUGUACGACGCGAGCGAGGCCGAGGCCUGA